Messenger RNA from Seminavis robusta, 828 nucleotides. The record is from the annotation of a GenBank genome assembly. NCBI's taxonomy places the organism in Eukaryota, Bacillariophyta, Bacillariophyceae, Naviculales, Naviculaceae.
AUGUGCGAAGCAUGUGCGAAGAACAAACGAGCACGACGUGCUUAUGGAGAAUCUGCUCCACGUGAUGCUACGGCGAUGCCCUGGCAAGAAGUUCAUUGUGACACAAUCGGUCCGUGGAAGAUUGAGUUACAACAACGGACGUUGACCUUCAACGCUAUGACUAUGGUGGAUCCUUGCACAAACUUGUUAGAGAUUGUGCCUAUCAUGCGACGCACGUCGGAAGAAGGUGCCCGAGUGGUCGAAGAUACGUGGUUUGCUCGGUAUCCUCGACCCAAGAAAGUGGUUACGGACAACGGUCUGGAGUUCAAACUGGAAUUCAUUGCGAUGGUGAAAAAGAAUGGUGCAGUGCAUCGCUACUCGUCCCCUCGUAAUCCACAAGGUAACUCGAUGAUUGAACGGACUCAUCAGGCAAUUGGUCAAGUAUUGCGAACCAUUGUGGUCUCGCGUGAUCCUAAAAGUGUUGCUGAUGGAAUCAAUGUCAUUUCCGAAACCUUGGCGACAGCGAUGCAUGCUCAUCGUUGUUCCGUGCAGAACAUCCUGGCCGUGCAACAACAUCGUCAAUCCUUGGUUGACAAACGUUUGCUGCGGGCCAAUGCUAAACGCAUUUCCUAUGACUACGCGGUCGAUGACCUGGUCUACAAGCGUGCGUAUCUCGGUCUCAGUGAUAAGUUGAAGCCUACGGCUAAUGGUCCCUACCGUGUUUCCCGCGUUCAUACCAAUGGCAACGUAACGAUUCAGCUCAGUCCUCAUCAGUUCGAGCGACUGAACAUUCGUCGCGUGUUUCCAAAGCAUCCAGUACCUCCGGUUGCCACCGGUACGGGUUAUUGA